[Torrubiella] hemipterigena is the source of this 1509-nucleotide messenger RNA. The record is from the annotation of a GenBank genome assembly. NCBI's taxonomy places the organism in Eukaryota, Fungi, Ascomycota, Sordariomycetes, Hypocreales, Clavicipitaceae.
AUGCAAACACACGACGAUUCUUCGACCGACGUCGAAAAGACGGCCGCUGAUGUGGCGCCUGUCGUUCCUGGUACUCAGUCCCAGUCUGAGAAAUCACCAACAAUUGACAGUGCUUUUCUUGUCCAGUUUGAGCCCAACGACCCUGAAAACCCGCUCAACUGGUCCAAAAAAUGGAAAUGGGGCGUCACUGCAGCCGUUGCAGGCACUGGAUUUACACGAAUCAUGGUCUCAACUAUGAUGGCGCCUGCCAUUGAUACCAUUGCGCUGGAACUCUCCAUGACCGCCACCGAGUCCACCAUGGCCCUGUCCGUCUACCUGCUUGCCACCGCCUUUGGUCCUCUCAUCAUCGGCCCUCUUUCCGAAGUCUAUGGUCGCAGCGUCAUUUUCCAUGUAACUAGUCUCUGGUUUCUGGUAUGGAAUUUGGUAUGCGGCUUUGCAAACUCCAAGGGUAUCCUCAUUGCUGCCCGUCUGCUUGCUGGAUUUGGCGCCAGCGCCGUCUACAGCAUGGCGUAUGGCGUCCUGGGCGAUGUCUGGUCUAAGGAACAACGAGGCCGUUCACUUAGCAUGUACCUUCUUAUUCCCUUGACAGGAUCUGCCGUUGGCCCCAUUGUGGCCGCCUUCAUUGUGCAGUAUACGACGUGGAGAUGGAUGUUCUGGGCCACCGCCAUCCUUCAAGUCAUUCUCGAGCUGGCGUCCAUGCUUCUCUUCCAAGAAUCGUAUGCACCUGUUCUUCUGCGCCGCCGCGCUGCAAAGCUCCGUAAAGAAACCGGCGACAACCGAUACCAUGCCGAAAUCGAGACGCGCGAGGACGGCCGCUCUGCGAUGUGGAAAAUCCACCGAGCGCUCUCUCGCCCUCUCCGUCUUCUUGCUUUCCACCCCAUCAUCCAGCUGCAGGCCAUCCUUGAGGGUAUCAACUACGGUCUGCUCUACUUUGCGCUGGCCAGUUUCUCGUCACUUUACGUUUCUGCGUAUGGAGAAUCCAUUGCCACUUCUGGACUCCACUACAUUGCCAUUUGCAUUGGUACCAUCUCAGGAUCCCAGAUCUGCGGGCCGCUGAUGGACUAUGCGUACAAGAGACUGACUUCACGCACUGGCGAGUCCGAUGUCCCUGAGCUGCGAGUGCCGCUGCUCAUUCCUGGUGCUCUCAUCACGCCCAUUGGCAUGCUUCUGUAUGGUUGGGCGGCCAGAUAUCACCUCUCGUGGGUUGCUGUAGAUGUCGGUGCUGCUCUUUUAUCUCUCGGCAUGCAGAUCUUCGACACCACACUCAGCGCAUACGUUAUGGAUGCCUAUCCAGAACACAUCAGCUCCGCGGCGGCAGCGACCCAAGUGCUGCGCAGUCUGAUGGCCUUUGCCUUCCCCUUGUUCUCGUCAAAUCUCUAUGACAGACUCGGAUACGGUUGGGGCAACAGUCUGCUGGCCUUUUUGUCUAUUGGCAUUGCCCUUCCCGCCACUGGCAUUCUUUGGCACUGGGGAGCGUCACUCCGCGGUAGACGAGAGUCUUCGUAUUAG